AUUUCGUAUAGAGUAUAAAAGACACAGCUGGCUCGAUCUCCUGGUCAGUGUGGCGUGUAACCUCUUACAGAAAGCAACGAUGGCUGCAGCACUCAAGGUCAUUCUGGUGUCCCUCUGCCUCGGCUUGGUGGUCUGUGAAAAAGAGGCUCGGGAGAAGAGAGGCUACGGUGGUGAUGGAGGAAGCGGUGGUGGAGGAGGAGGAGGAGGAGGAGGAGGUUACGUGAUCGUUGGAGCAGGUGGUGGUGGAGGUGGAGGCUCAAACGGCCCCAGCCACGCUGACAUCGCCAACCAAGCCGCCGCUCGAGCCACAGCAGCUGCUGCUGGGAUCAGCGGAGCUGCCAACGCCGCCUACGGCGCUGCUGCCAACAGGGCAGCGGCAGCGUCUUCCGCCGCAGCGCAGGCUGCCACGGCAGCAGCUGCCGGCAAGCAAGCCCAAGCUGCGCAGAUCACCAAGGCUGCCCAGGGAGCUCAGUCGGCUGCGUUCAUCGAGGGGAAACUGACUGCCAAGGCAGCGGCAGCCGUCAAGGAGGCAAAACUCGCCUACACCCUGGCGGUCGAGGCUGCCAACGACAUCGGAGCAGCCGAGGCUGAAGCUAGGGCCAUCGUCGCGCAGACCUUCCAAGCCCUGGUGGCAGCCAGGCAGGUGCGGGCCCGCCAAGCCGCCAUGGCCUGGCAGGCUCAGCAAGCUGCCUUCUCCCUGAACCAGCAGCAGAACCUGGCCAUCACUGACCUGCAAGGGGCACAGCAGGCUGCCGCACAAGCGCAGGCUGCUGCCAGCAAGGCGCUGUCUAAAGCCAAGGCACGAGGCUACGGGUACGGCGUCCACUAGGGAGGUUCUCUGGGACCCUGGCCAAUUUGCGAAGUCUUUCCAAGUAUUUUUGAUCCAGUUCUUUUCUCACUUAUGUCUCAGUCAGUGGUCGUUUUCUUCUCUAUGUUUUGUGUGCGGGAAGUUCAGUACUAGACCUCUCUCAAGAAUUCUGAAAACUCUAUUUUAAUUAACCUCUAGCUCUUCCCCACUUUCUCUCAAAGAUUUAUGAAGCAGUACAGGAUGGAUAGGACAAACCAAUGUUCUUAUGUGAGGUGAAUAAAUGUAUAGAGGAAGA
Macrobrachium nipponense is the source of this 1103-nucleotide messenger RNA. RefSeq names its product glycine, alanine and asparagine-rich protein-like. The record is from RefSeq and is a predicted model, not a curated record. Lineage: Eukaryota; Metazoa; Arthropoda; Malacostraca; Decapoda; Palaemonidae. Bases 80 to 829 code for a protein of 249 amino acids. The transcript has 3 exons.